AUGUCUGAUGAUGAGGAAGACCGUUACUUGUAUGGCAAAGAAGAGACUCCAAAAACCGUUUUCUCUAGUGAAGCAGGUAGGGAUACUCCAGAUCUUGGGAAGGACCAGGAGAUGCAAGAUGUAUCGAAAGAUGUAGCAGAUGAGAGUGAAGAAGAUGAAUAUGAGAGCGAUUCUGACAUUGAGUUUGUGAUAGAAACAAAGCCUGGACAGAGGGCAGAGCCACUUAGUCGUCCAGCUCCGUAUAGUGGUGUUAGAGUUUCUGCACCAAUAAAAGGUGCAGACAAAGUACAUUUGUCUACACAGAAGACUGAGCCAUCGGCACCAAAGCCUUCGGGGGUGGAUGUGUAUCAUGUUGCAGAAUGGAAUGGUAAAUCAUUGUUUCAGUUGGAUAUGGAUUCUAUAGAAGAUAAGCCAUGGAAUAAGCCUGGAGCCGAUAUUACAGAUUACUUUAAUUAUGGAUUUGAUGAAUUUACUUGGAUGGCGUAUUGUGCAAAACAGAUAGGGAUUCGUGAAGAGUUUGCUCCCCAGAAAUUUAUGCAAAUGAUGGGGCAGAUGUCUGGAGCAGAUAUUAUGUCAAUGGCUCCCAACAUGCAAGUUAUGAUGGCAGCAGGUGGGUUUCCAGGGAUGCAAGGUAUCUCAGGAAUGCACCCUGAUAUGAUGCCUAUGAUGGGAAUGGGGAUGUCUGAUAUGAGUGGUUUUGUUAUGAAUAUGGGUCAAAUGGGUCAGAUGGGAUUUCAACAAUUUCCUCCGGGGUUGAAUACGAUGAUGUCAGAUUCUCAGUCAGGACAGUCCGUUCAAGGAAAACAAAUGCCAUACAUGCAUACUCCGUACAAUAUGCAAUCUUAUGGAGGAUAUAAUCAAAUGCAGUCUCAAUAUAAUCUACAAAUGCAAGGAUCUAAACCAACUCCUUCUGGACCAAAGGCACAUAAUGUUGAUGGUGUUAAAGCUUUAUCAAAUGAGCGAACUGCAUCUCCUGGGAAUCAUAAACAGGAACUUGUUUCUGGGUCAUCAAAAGACUCACAUGAAACUACUGAGCAUAUUUCUAGCAAUUCUCAAAGCCGAAGCUCUGGAAGGUCUAGUGUACAACAUCGAAGUAAAUCAUCAUCUAGUAGUGGAAAAUCCCGUUCGAAUCAUUAA
This is a messenger RNA of Pneumocystis jirovecii RU7, 1137 nucleotides long. Its product is annotated as cleavage polyadenylation factor subunit FIP1. The transcript is spliced from 9 exons. Lineage: Eukaryota; Fungi; Ascomycota; Pneumocystomycetes; Pneumocystales; Pneumocystaceae. Gene Ontology annotation, molecular function: RNA binding. The record is from RefSeq and is a predicted model, not a curated record. The coding region runs from base 1 to 1137 and encodes 378 amino acids. Gene Ontology annotation, cellular component: mRNA cleavage and polyadenylation specificity factor complex.